UGUCCUGAGCGCGGAGAGGGCGAGCUCCGGCCACCGGCAGGGCGGGAGCCAGCAGCCAGCGACCGAGCGAGGCAGAGAGGCACAGAGAUCGCAACAGUAUCCAUUAUAACCAGCCAUCUAACCCCACCCCCCCAACACACACCCAUCCAUCCCACCAGCCCCGAGAGGCAGCCAGCGGCCCGCUUCUCUGCGCCCAAGGAAAAAAACCCCAGCCAUGAGCAAUCAGUACCAGGAGGAGGGCUGCUCCGAGAGGCCCGAGUGCAAAAGUAAAUCUCCAACUUUGCUCUCCUCUUACUGCAUCGACAGCAUCCUGGGCCGGAGGAGCCCGUGCAAAAUGCGGCUGCUGGGAGCCGCGCAGAGCUUGCCUGCCCCGCUGGCCAGCCGCACCGACCAGGAAAAGGCCGUUCAAGGCUCCCCCAAGGGCAGCAGCGCCCCGUUCGAGGCCGAGCUGCACCUGCCGCCCAAGCUGCGGCGCCUGUACGGCCCGGGCGGGGGCCGCCUCCUCCAGGGCGCCGCGGCGGCUGCGGCGGCAGCGGCGGCGGCGGCGGCGGCGGCGGCCACGGCCACGGCCGGUCCGCGGGGGGAGGCCCUUCCGCCGCCGCCGCCGACCGCGCGGCCCGGGGAGCGGCCGGACGGCGCGGGGGCCGCCGUGGCCGCCGCGGCCGCGGCCGCCGCAGCCUGGGACACGCUCAAGAUCAGCCAGGCGCCGCAGGUGAGCAUCAGCCGCAGCAAGUCGUACCGCGAAAACGGGGCGCCCUUCGUGCCGCCACCGCCCGCGCUGGACGAGCUGGGCGGCCCGGGGGGCGCCGCGCACCCGGACGAGCGCCUCGGCGCGGCCGGUGGCCCCGGCGGCGCCCCGGCGGCGAGUAGCGGCACGGGCGCCGAGGACGAGGAGGAGGAGCUGCUGGAGGAUGAAGAGGACGAGGACGAGGAAGAGGAGCUGCUGGAAGACGACGAGGAGGAGCUGCUGGAGGACGACGCCCGCGCGCUGAUCAAGGAACCGCGGCGCUGCGCCGUGGCCGCCACCGGAGCGGUGGCCACCGCCGCUGCCGCCGCGGUGGCCGCUGAGGGCGGGGAGCUGUCGCCCAAGGAGGAGCUGCUGCUGCACCCAGAGGACGCUGAGGGCAAGGACGGCGAGGAUAGCGUGUGCCUGUCUGCGGGCAGCGACUCAGAGGAGGGGCUGCUGAAGCGCAAACAGCGGCGCUACCGCACCACGUUCACCAGUUACCAGCUGGAGGAACUGGAGCGGGCCUUCCAGAAGACGCACUACCCAGACGUCUUCACCAGGGAGGAACUGGCCAUGAGGCUGGACUUGACUGAGGCCCGGGUCCAGGUCUGGUUCCAGAACCGUCGGGCGAAGUGGCGCAAGCGGGAGAAGGCGGGCGCACAGACCCAUCCUCCGGGUCUGCCCUUCCCCGGGCCGCUCUCCGCUACCCACCCGCUCAGCCCCUACCUGGACGCCAGCCCCUUCCCCCCGCACCACCCUGCGCUCGACUCGGCCUGGACGGCCGCCGCCGCCGCCGCUGCCGCUGCCUUCCCGAGCCUACCUCCGCCUCCGGGCUCGGCCAGCCUGCCGCCCAGCGGGGCGCCGCUGGGCCUGAGCACUUUCCUAGGAGCCGCCGUGUUCCGGCACCCGGCCUUUAUCAGCCCUGCGUUCGGCAGGCUCUUUUCCACCAUGGCCCCCCUGACCAGCGCGUCGACUGCGGCCGCGCUGCUGAGACAGCCCACGCCGGCCGUGGAGGGCGCGGUGGCGUCGGGCGCUCUGGCUGACCCGGCCACGGCGGCCGCAGACAGACGCGCCUCUAGCAUAGCCGCGCUGAGGCUCAAGGCCAAGGAGCACGCCGCGCAGCUCACGCAGCUCAACAUCCUGCCGGGCACCAGCACGGGCAAGGAGGUGUGCUAAAGGCUGCCCUCCACCCUCGCGCCCCAGGCGCGAUCCGGAAAGGUCACCUCACUCAGCACCACUUAAGACCAAAUGGAAACAGAGGACCAGCACACUCCCGAGACGGCACUGAGAGAGCGCAGCCGCCUUCGCAGCAGCCUGGACGCGGGCAAGGCAGCCCUCGGCGCUACCGGACGUGGCACCUCCUCGGCUGGCUGUCCACCCGCCCCUGCCCCUGCCCCUGCCCCUGCCUCUGCCCCUGCGCCUGCUUCUGCCAACCUCGCUCCAACUCGAACGUCCACUCUCUCCCGUUCUUUUACUGAAAAUAUCCGGGAGGUUUUUCUCCCUAAGACACCUGGUAUUGAAGUUAAAAAAUUUAAAAGCCCAACCUCUCUUCCUCCUGACACCCUACUUAGCUUUUUUUUUAAAUUUUCCUAAUAGCAUUUUGGCGCUCUAAGUUUAUCUCCCCAGCGUGGGCCCCGGCUCCGGGCCGGGGAAGCGAAUGCGAAUCUGUAAGAUAGCUAACAGUGCACUUAACGGAAAGGGGCGUCUUGUUCUUGUUCUCUUCUUUAUCAUACACCAACCAAGGUUUUUAUAUCAAACCAAAGGGAAAUACUCUGCUAGAAUAUGGACUGUUGAAGUCACCAAACUGUGAUUAUUGAUUCUGUACAUACCAUUGUUAUUAAAAAAAAAAAGAACAGAGCUUUGUAUAUUUGAAAUGUUAUAACGCAAUUGCACUCAGCGUGGUAUGGUAAAAGUUUGUCCUCUUGUAGAUUCUUACUGUGUUGUAGAUACGGUAGGGUUCCUAGACAAAUAUUUAUGUACUCAAGCCCUUUAUUUAACUUAUUAACUGUAGAGGCUUCCGAAACCUUCAAGGUAAAGGCAAUCGUACAGUACUUUUGUGUAAUGUGUAACUGUUAUCACUUUUCCUUGCUAUCUAGUGGAGAAGUGUCACGCUCAAAAUAAUAAAAAAUAUAUAUAUAUGUUUAACAAAA
Molecule: messenger RNA, 2877 nt
Organism: Lagenorhynchus albirostris (white-beaked dolphin)
Lineage: Eukaryota; Metazoa; Chordata; Mammalia; Artiodactyla; Delphinidae
Gene: ARX
Product: aristaless related homeobox
Exons: 5
Coding region: 215-1903 (562 amino acids)
Biological process (GO): regulation of transcription by RNA polymerase II
Molecular function (GO): DNA-binding transcription factor activity, RNA polymerase II-specific; RNA polymerase II transcription regulatory region sequence-specific DNA binding
Source: RefSeq, a predicted model, not a curated record